Cladocopium goreaui is the source of this 1197-nucleotide messenger RNA. NCBI's taxonomy places the organism in Eukaryota, Dinophyceae, Suessiales, Symbiodiniaceae. The record is from the annotation of a GenBank genome assembly.
AUGGGAAAUGCUGUCACGAAGCUCCGGUAUAGCUUGACCCGGAUGUGCUACAAAAUCAACGGCUCACCGGAGGUGAAAAUGCUCAUGGUGGGGCUGGAAUCUGCAGGAAAGAGCACUGUUUUGCAGAAGCUGCAGUUGGGGAAAGUGGCGACGAGCACGCCAUUUGAAGGCUUUCAGGUGGAAUCCUUGCAGUACAAGAACACCUCCAUCACUGUGUUGGACCUGGGAGGCGAGGGGCAGGAGAAGCUUCGCCCAAAGUGGCGGCAAUACUUUAAAGGCACCACGCGGCUGAUCUUUGUGGUGGAUAGCACUGACCGUGAUCGCCUAGAAGAGGCCAGGGAAGAACUCCAUUUGAUGCUGAAUGAGGAGGAGAUGAGCAAUGCGGUGCUGCUGCUUUGGGCCAACAAACAGGACCUUCCGAACGCUAUGAGCAAGAACGAACUUAUCGACGCCUUGGGCCUCAACACUCUGCGCCGCAGGCAGUGGUUCAUUCAGACCUCCUGCGCCCUAUCAGGAGAUGGCUUGUACGAAGGGAUGGACUGGCUGACCACCCGAAAAGUGGCGCGUGGAGUGGCGCAGCACGAGAUGUUUGUUUGUACCAACUUUGUCUUUUCUAGCCAUGCAGCCACGCACCUUUGUGCCAAGACGCGGCAGUCGCCACAAGAGCGGCUCUGUUCCUCCCACGACCCCGCUGUGGUCGUGGCAGAUGACGUAAUGCUGUUCCGGGGGCCUGCAGAAGGCGGAUUUCCAUUCCUCCCACAAGAGGACCAGGUGCCCAUGAAAGUCUUGGUGACGGGUCGUGCGGUGAAACGCCCAUGGCUGCAGAAGGGAGAGCUCUUUUUGAACCAAGAUGAUUUCUUGGCUUUCUCCCAUCGCUUGAACCUCAUGACCUACCAAGCAUUGGAAGACUUUGGCCCCACGGGCUGUUUCGCCGCGGAUCCGGCACCGCCGCCGGUGCUGGUGUUGAGCGCUUGCGGCCUGGCGGAUCCCGAACAUCGGCAGCCCAGGGGCGGCAUUGCCCAGGCCUUGAAGACCUGGAGGACCAUGUGGUCUGGCUAUUUCCAGGCCGUUGUCAUCGCCUGUGGUGAUCGGGAGACUGCCGCCAUCAUUGACCGCGUGGUAAACACCGAAGCUGGGAACGGCAACGGCGGGCGAAGCGGAAAGCUGCUGAUAGGAUGGGAAUGUAACAAAGAAUAG